Gossypium arboreum is the source of this 547-nucleotide messenger RNA. RefSeq names its product arabinogalactan protein 41-like. The record is from RefSeq and is a predicted model, not a curated record. The transcript has 2 exons. Lineage: Eukaryota; Viridiplantae; Streptophyta; Magnoliopsida; Malvales; Malvaceae. Bases 199 to 402 code for a protein of 67 amino acids.
AAAUCAUUUUCUGCAACCCUUUCUCUCGGCAUUCGUUAUCAACAUCGUCAAAAGAAUCAAAUUUCUUUAUCUCUUUCUCUCUCUUUCUACUGCUCAGCCAUUUCUCUUUGAGAGAGAGAGAAAAAAAAAAGCUUAACAUUUGAGGCACACCGCAGAGAAAGAGAGAGAGAGAGAGCAUUUGUUCACUUAUAAGGAAGAAUGGCAGUUCCCAAGGUUUGUUUCAUGGCUGUUUUUGCAGCUCUUGUUUUUGCUAUGGCUGUUGAUGCCCAGUCUUCUGCUCCCGCCCCUGCUCCCACAAGCGACGGGAAUUCAAUCGAUUUAGGGAUUGCGUACGUGUUGAUGCUGGUGGCUUUGGUGCUCACUUACCUCAUUCACGCUGCUGAUUUCUGUUUUAGCUUUUGAUUUUGAUUUUUUUAAUUUUUGCAUUUGAACAAUUUAUGUGAAACAAUGGUUGGCUGGUCUCGAUUUGAGUCCUAAAAGGGUUGUUUUUUGUGACUUUAGAUAUUAAUUGUUGGGAUUCGUUGAUAAUGUCAAUUUUUUUUUUAAA